UUCCCUCUCAUGAGCGGCUCGGAAUCACUCCUCUCCGCUAAUGAUGUGGCGGAUUUAUUCAAGUUGGUACUCACUGCUCAGACUUCGGUAUUCUCGCGGAUGCGGUCUUCAAUCUCCGCAAGCGGCCACGGGACUCUGCUUCCCAGCCUGGUGUAACACACCGUCUUGAACGGGAACAAGUCGGAUUAUAUACAAGGACCAUCUUGGGCUAAACUUCUCAACCGCGUGUUUCGCCCCAGAAUAUAGAGGUACCGCCGAUUAUCAAUUCGAAGCGCGUAUGCUAUGUCAUGCCUCAUGUUUGAUCUUUCCCUGCGAGUGCCACUGCCGCCCGAAUAAAACGAGCUGGCGUAUAAGACACAGAUUGAAAAAUUUCCCCAGGGCGGCAUCUCGACCGUCCGUCCCCUAGGUCUGAUCACUGCCAUGCCCUUCACGACGUCACGACCUUUUCAUCAGAUCUUCACGAAUGUACUGAAACGAUUUUCACAGAGAAACCUAAGACCCUCGUCUACUCUUACGAAUCUUCAACCCAAACCGAUCACGAACACCCUCCAUCCAAGCUACCUGCAAACCACGCAGUCUGGUUUCCGGUAUGCCUUGCUAGCUGGUGGAAUAUCGUUUUCCGUUGCACUGGCAGGGAUCGUCCACGCUACUCGUGACAACCCUGAUUUUCCAGGGGCUAUUGGAGCCCUGUUGCAAGAAUUCCAUGAGCGGAGUAUUGUGUCGACGGACCCACAGGAGUUGUAUGCAUAUGCGCAAUCGUCCUAUAGCCAAACUCCUGUACCGAAGGACGUAGUGAAGGUGGUGAAUAUAUCACGGAAGCAUUUAGUACCCAUCGUUCCGUACUCGGGCGGGACCAGCUUGGAGGGAAACUUCCCUUGUUCUGGUUCCAUUUGCGUAGAUCUGUCUGGGAUGGACAAGAUUCUCGCCAUUAACGAAUCGGAUGCCGACGUCGUUUGUCAAGCUGGCGUCACGUGGAACGAUCUUAACGAAACGCUACGGGAAAAAGGAAUUCCGCUCUUCUUUCCACUUGACCCAGGUAGAGAUGCUACGAUAGGUGGCAUGAUAUCUACUGGGUGCUCCGGAACAAAUGCAGUCAAGUAUGGAACUGCAAGAGGUGAAUGGAUUUUGAACGCUACCGUUGUGUUACCUUCUGGAGAGGUCAUAAAAACACGGCAGCGAGCUAGAAAGUCCUCGGCAGGUUUCGAUCUCACGAAAUUGUUCAUCGGAGCAGAGGGCACGCUCGGCAUUGUCACGGAGGCGACUUUACGGCUGGCUCCUCUAUUACCUACCCGAGUUGCUGUUGUACAAUUCCCCGAUGUCUGGCGCGCCACGAAUGCUGUAUGUGAUAUCCUCAACCGAGGGGUGGCUAUGCAAUGUGUGGAAAUCAUCGAUGAACUGGGUAUCAAAACACUGAACGCGUUCGGAACGUCCGAUAAGGUAUGGCCAGAGAAAGUUACUCUGUUCUUUAAGUUCCAGGGGGCAGAAGACGUUAUUCGCAACAACUCCAACCUCACGGCGAAGGUCAUGGCUCAACACGAAGCGUCAGACUACCGGCUAGCUGAAAAUGAGGAGGAAGGCGAAUUGAUCUGGCAAGACCGCCGGAAUGCGCUGUUCGCCGGACUUGCGUAUCUGCCCGGAUGUAAAGGGUGGAUAACUGACGUCUGUGUCCCUGUGUCCAGGCUGCCCGACCUCAUCCAUGCCGCCAAGAAGGACUUCGAGGAGUUAGGCCUCGUUGCCCCUAUCGCCGGACAUGUCGGAGAUGGCAAUUUCCAUGCUCUGGUGUUGUACAGGAAUGAAGCCGAACUUGUACUUGUUCGUGAAGCUGUGAGCCGAAUAAACCGCAAGGCCAUCGAAUUAGAAGGCACAUGCACCGGUGAGCAUGGAGUCGGCACGGGGAAGCGCGAAUAUCUCUUGUCAGAAUUGGGACAAGGGACUGUCAGUCUCAUGAGAAUGAUUAAGCAAACCAUUGAUCCACACAACUUAUUUAACCCUGGUAAGCUGUAUCCUGAACCUGUUUUGGCCAGCCCAUCCUCUCCAACUGUUGUAUCGUCCAUGUAAUAGUAACAAGACUCCAUGUAUCUUUACUGUUAUCACAUUCACUAUGGUUUUGGUGACUUGGCUUCGAAUUGCUCGAUUCCGUCCCAUGGUUUGCGGAAGUAUUACUCCAACACCUCAUCGUUGGUGCGAAGGUGUUCCGCGGACCCGAGUAAGGUAAAUUGCGUGGGCCAUCGCCAAUCUUGACUGUU
Messenger RNA from Pisolithus orientalis, 2246 nucleotides. Its product is annotated as FAD-linked oxidase-like protein. The coding region runs from base 421 to 2058 and encodes 545 amino acids. Gene Ontology annotation, molecular function: D-lactate dehydrogenase (cytochrome) activity; D-lactate dehydrogenase (NAD+) activity; FAD binding. The record is from RefSeq and is a predicted model, not a curated record. Gene Ontology annotation, biological process: lactate catabolic process. Gene Ontology annotation, cellular component: mitochondrion. NCBI's taxonomy places the organism in Eukaryota, Fungi, Basidiomycota, Agaricomycetes, Boletales, Pisolithaceae. The transcript is spliced from 16 exons.